Molecule: messenger RNA, 4646 nt
Organism: Toxotes jaculatrix (banded archerfish)
Lineage: Eukaryota; Metazoa; Chordata; Actinopteri; Toxotidae
Gene: nrbp2b
Product: nuclear receptor binding protein 2b
Exons: 18
Coding region: 690-2228 (512 amino acids)
Biological process (GO): protein phosphorylation; endoplasmic reticulum to Golgi vesicle-mediated transport; intracellular signal transduction
Cellular component (GO): endomembrane system; cytoplasm
Molecular function (GO): ATP binding; protein serine/threonine kinase activity
Source: RefSeq, a predicted model, not a curated record
CGCUUUCUGUGCUUGGAGUGAAUAUAUUGUGCGCGCAUAGCGCAGACUUUACGGCAUUUUGCUCCAUCUCCCUGCGCACCGUGCCUGGCAGCUUCAGAUCCAGCGACACCGACAAUGACGCGUGUGGAAGAUGGUCGAAAAAAAUUAACUCUCCUCCAUAAAACAGGCGCUGUCUGAGGCGAGCGAUGGGCGCACUGGGCUCACCGGGAAUGGUUUUGCCUCACCGACCGAGUUUCUAUCCCCGCGUUGCUUCGGUGUGAUUGGAAAGAUAAACAGAAAACCAUUUCGCAACCUAUUUUGCAUGCAGCCUACAGGGCGCAUGAAGUCCGUGGUAUAAUUUUCCACCCUGCUCAGUUCUUCCCGCGAUCUUGCAGUGUGCACACCUCUAGUUUUUAUGCAAAGCUUCUGUGGAAUAUUCUUACAAAUUGAGAGGCGGCUGGUUUAAGAAAUAUCUUUUUUUUUUCUCUGCAAGAUGUUUUGAGCGCCAAAGGGGGAGCUGAGAGCGGCUGGUGUCGUCCGGGUAGGGAGGGCGCUUCUUCUUCACUGCGCAGACAAGCGGCGGACGCGUCUCUGCGCUACCGUUCGUCUCGUCUCCUUCUACAGCAACAAAACACAGAGAACAGGAGGGAAAGGGGGGGAGGGAGGCGGAGAAGGUCCGGGGUGGAAACCUGGAAAUAUACGGCGUUAAAAUGACGAUGUCCGUCCCGGAGAGGAAAUCAGGAUCGGAGGGGAAGGAGGAGGAGAGCGAGGAUGAGAGUGAAAUCCUGGAGGAGAGCCCGUGCGGCCGCUGGCAGAAACGGAAAGAGCAGGUCAGCCAAGGUAAUGUCCCAGGUGUGGAAAGUGCCUCUCUGGCCAUGGACACAGAGGAGGGUGUGGAGGUGGUGUGGAAUGAGGUGCUCUUCUCUGAUAAGAAGGUUUUCAAAGCACAGGAGGAGAAGAUCAAGGAGAUGUUUGAGAACCUGAUGCAGGUCGAACACCCAAACAUUGUCAAGUUCCACAAGUACUGGCUAGACAUGAAGGAGGGCCAGGCUCGGGUUAUAUUCAUCACAGAGUACAUGUCGUCGGGCAGCCUCAAGCAGUUUCUGAAGAAAACCAAGAAGAACCACAAGACUAUGAAUGUGAAGGCCUGGAAGAGAUGGUGCACCCAGAUUCUCUCUGCACUCAGUUAUCUGCACUCUUGUGACCCACCAAUAAUCCAUGGCAACCUGACAUGCGACACCAUCUUCAUCCAGCACAACGGCCUCAUCAAGAUCGGCUCAGUGUGGCAUCGGCUAUUUGUUAAUGUGUUCCCAGAUGCCAGUGUCCACGGUAAAGGGAGGCAACAUCGCGACGAGCAGAGGAAUCUUCAUUUUUUUGCUCCAGAAUAUGGAGCUGGUGAAGAUGAUUACUCCAUAGACAUUUUCUCCUUUGGCAUCUGUGCUCUAGAGAUGGCAGUACUGGAGAUCCAGGCCAAUGGAGAUACAGCUGUGUCCAAGGAGGCCAUCGUCAAUGCAGGUCAAUCUCUGGAAGACCCUCUCAUGAGAGAGUUCACGCAGUCUUGUUUGCGUCAUGAAGCCAAGCUCCGUCCCACAGCUCACGACCUUCUGUUCCACCGUGUCUUGUUCGAGGUCCACUCCCUCAAACUGCUCGCCGCCCACUGCCUCAUCAACAACCAAUACUUGCUUCCGGAGAACUGCGUGGAGGAGAAAACCAAGUCCUUUGACCCCAGUGCUGUCAUGGCAGAGAUUAAACAUGAGGACAGACAGGGAGUUCAGCUCAAAUAUUCCCAUGUGUCUCCUUUGGAACUUGACAAAUUUCUAGAGGAUGUCAAGAAUGGGAUUUACCCGUUAAUGAACUUCGCUUCAACUCGUCCUCAUCCCGUCCCUCGUGCUCUCUCCUUGUCUCAGGAGCAGGUUGAGACAGUCAAGACGCCAACUCCUGAACCCCAGGAAACAGAAACGAGGAAGGUUGUUCAGAUGCACUGUAAUUUGGAGUCAAAUGAAGAAGGGACCAAAACUCAUGUGAGUCACAUAGUAUUACAGCUCUCCUUGUUUCUGAAGAUGGAUGACAAACUUCACAGGCAGCUUAGCUGUGACAUCCUUCCAACUGACACCUCCAAAGACCUUGCCAGUGAACUUGUUCACUACGCCUUCAUAAAUGAGGAGGACAGUGAGAAGGUGGCGGGGUUCCUGGAGGAUGCCAUCUCCCGACACCGGGUUCGAGCGCUCGCCUCUGGGAGCACACAGUGAGGAGGGGUCACGACAGCGGCUGGCCCAGUCAGAGGGGCCCGGUGCGUUGACCACACAGAUCGAAAAAGGGAGAGGGCAUCAGGCAGGAUCACACAGCCGGGAACAGAGGGGAGCAGAGGGAGCUGACCCAGCUGGGGAUAAAAGGGGGACAAAUACGGAAGGACGCUGGACCUUGAGAGUCAGUAAAUCAUCCCAGAUAGAAGAAGGAAACGCUAGCACUGAGAGAGGAACCGAAAGCACCUCUGGUUGGAGGACCAGAGGCAUCAUGGCUGUGUUCACCAGUCCCACAAAGCAGUGGAAGAUUGACAAACUCCCUGCCUAAAAGGGCUAUCAUGCCUUAAGAUAUCUUGACAACUUAGGUUUUCCAUAACGCCACUAAUCAGAACGGAUAUGUUUUACUUACAAAUGCAGCAGCUGUGUUUUUAAAAGGACGUUUUAUUGCUCAUAAGCCUCAUUUGCACUCCAGUGUCCACUUUGAUUGGUGAAGAUUUACUUUGAAAUGUACACAGAAUAAUUUACUAAAGCUUCUCUCCCUUUCAAGCCAGAGCCUUCACUUUAUUACAGUUUUUGGAAUUUAAUAUUCCGUCCAACAUGCACUGUUAAUACUCAUUCAGCAGACUUAUUUAUUUCUGUUUAACUGUGAACUAUAGAAGCAUUGCACAAGCCUCUUUUUUUUUUUGUUUGCUUUAUUUUUAUGACCUGCAAAGUUAACACACCUCACCGCACUCUUGGGUUAAAGGCUAUUUCUCCCAGAGCUAAACACGCCACGCCUAAACGUAGUGACGAGCAAUGAGACGAUGCCUCUCUUUUAGCCUGUAGUGCUCUUAAGGGUUUUCCCUGUGAAAGUGUUCUGAAAGCCAAAGACUUGCAAAGUGCCUGAUAUGGCAAUGUACUUUGGACAAAACUUCCUAAUGGAAUAGCAUCAUACCUAAAUGAGCAAUUUGGAAUUCAACUUACUGAGGCUGACUUUUACAGUUUUAUAAACAAGAUGCAUUGAUUUGGACUAGUUCCCAUCUGUUAUCAUGAGUCCACAAAGUCAGCCUGUGUGAAUAUGAAGAUGAACUUGACACCUGCUAAUGGUGGCUCCAUUAAGAGCUGUAGCCACCAUAUAUUGGACAUAUGGAUCUGACGAGAAUGCUUUCUGCUGCAGUUAAUAUUAUUUGGGGAAGAGCUGCAGCUUAUGUAAAAAAUAAAAAUAAAAAAUAAAAAAAUUGGAGUACAUCAUGGGAAAAUUGUGAUUUAAAAGCAUAGUGCUAUGUAAAUGGGGGAAAGGUGUUAUUGGUGUGAUCUUAAGACUUAUCAAUAAAAAUUGCCAUAUUGUUAAUAAAUGUUACUGUUAGACUUAUUUUUAUUUUAUCUCCCGAAUCAUCUGAGGAUAUUUUCGAACACUGAAUUUGUUUCGUACGUGUCAAGAGGUGUUUGAAAGGCAAAAUCUACCCAAAUUUUUUGAAAGUUUAUGGUGUAAGUAUUUUGCCAUGUCUGUAACUGAUUAGUAGUGCUACUAUGCAUAAGCAUUUAGCAGCCUCCAUGAAGAUUUCCAUCGGCUGCAGAUGCUAAAAUAUAAUCUCUGAUAGGAGAAUGGAAUAUUUUGCUUUGAACAUGCUAAUUUCUCAUAAACCACACCUACUGUGCUUUUCUUUCAGAUAAUAUCAGAGUGAACCUUGGAACUGAUUGCACUGCAGCCCACACAAACACAAAAAUAGAAUACAUCCCUUCAGCUCUGCCAGAUUUUCUUGUCAAGAACCUAAUCUUGGCACCAUAAACGACAAUCAUUUGGGUGGAUUUUUCCUUAUCAAAACUGGACAGGAAAAAAACAAAAAACAAAACAACAGUGAAUUGUCUGAUCAGUCUUCAGCAGUAUACUCUUGUUUGUCAGACUCACUUAGCUCUGCUUCAUUUGUUUCCCGGAUCUGUAAAGUCACGGUUUCAUAACAGUUGCGCUGCUGUACAGUCAUUGCUUACAGUACUUACUUACUAUACUCUGUGUCAAGCCUUUUUAUCAGUGUGUCUCUGAAGACAAGAGCCCUGAAUUCUCCCAGACAUUCACCUACUAUAGGCUGUGGUGUACAUAUUUGUUUGUGGCUAUUAAAGGGGUUUAAGUUGACUGAAUUUCAAUGCAAAGCAGUGCCACUAUUGCUCUCAUUUGAUCUAGUAAGCUGCAUGUCUUAAUAGCCUGCAACCAUUCAAAACUUUGCAUUUUGCCUUCGUCAGUCACAGUUUAGUUCCAGAUGGAACCUGACCAAGAACAUGAAUGUUUAGACUGUGCAAACAUGAAAAAACAUCCAUAUCAGUCUUACUUUAUGUCAGAUUACUUUUUCCCGUGACUCUGUUGAAUGAGACUUGCCUUUGGAUGUGUUCCACUUAAACCUUUGUUAAAUAUUGUAGCUACUGCAAUUAAAUACAUUACAAUAAACUAUA